AUGGCAGAAAAAGUGACUAACAAGGAAGACCCAAAACCUUCUGAAGGUCAUGGCUUUUCUUUCCCUAAACAGGAAGAAAAUAUCAUCAACUUUUGGAACGAAAUCGAUGCUUUCCACAGAUCGCUGGAGCUUACGAAAGGAAUGAAACCAUACGCUUUCUAUGAUGGCCCACCUUUUGCAACAGGUACUCCUCACUAUGGUCAUAUCUUGCAAUCCUCUAUUAAAGAUAUUGUUCCAAGAUAUGAGACAAUGAAUGGCCAUUAUGUUGAAAGAAGGUUCGGAUGGGAUACUCACGGUGUUCCAGUCGAACAUAUUAUUGACAAGAAACUUGGCAUUACUUGCAAGCAGGAUGUCAUGGAUAUGGGUAUUGAUAAAUACAAUGCCGAGUGUAGAAGUAUUGUUAUGAGAUAUUCUGGAGAAUGGAGAAAGACCAUUGGACGUCUUGGUCGUUGGAUCGACUUUGAUAACGAUUACAAGACGUUAUAUCCAACAUUUAUGGAAUCCGAGUGGUGGGCAUUCAAGAAAUUGUACGAGAAGGGACAAGUUUAUCGUGGCGUUAGAGUGAUGCCAUACUCCACUGGUGUCACUACCGCAUUAUCUAACUUUGAGGCUCAGUUGAACUAUAAAAUGGUUAACGACCCUGCUAUUACCAUCGGCUUUCCCUUAUUGGAUGACCCAGACACUGUUCUUGUUGCGUGGACCACUACUCCCUGGACCUUGCCUUCGAAUUUGGCACUUGCAGUUAAUCCUGAAUUCGUUUACACGAAGAUUUAUGAUGAGGAUGCUAAAAAGACGUACAUUUUAUUGGAAAAACUUGUUGGUGCCCUAUACAAGAAACCAAAGAAAGCACAUUACAAGGUUACUGGAACAAUCAAGGGUUCUGAAUUAGUUGGAUUGAAGUACAAACCAUUAUUCAACUAUUUCUACGACCAGUUCAAGGAUAGAGCUUUUCAUGUUAUUGGUGCUGAUUACGUUUCUGACGAAUCCGGUACCGGUAUUGUUCACGAGGCUCCUGCAUUUGGUGAAGAGGAUUUCAACGCAUGUACCAAGAGUAACAUUAUUUCUGGCGAGGUUCAUCCCCCAAACCCGGUUGAUGAUGACGGUAAGUUUACUGCUGAUGUCUCUGAUUUCGAGGGUGUUUACGUUAAGGAUGCUGACAAAUUGAUCAUUAAACGGUUGACGAAUGAUGGCAGAAUUUUGAGAGCUACUCAGAUUAACCAUAGUUAUCCAUUCUGCUGGAGAUCUGACACUCCAUUGUUGUACCGUACAGUUCCUGCCUGGUUUGUUCGUGUUCAGAACAUUGUUCCUCAGAUGCUCGAUAACAUUGCAAAGACCCAGUGGGUGCCAAGUACCAUCAAGGAGAAGCGUUUCGGUAACUGGAUUGCCAAUGCACGUGAUUGGAAUGUUUCUCGUAACCGUUAUUGGGGUACGCCUAUUCCAUUAUGGGUGUCUGACGAUUUCAAGGAAAUUGUCUGUGUUGGAUCCAUUGGCGAGCUUGAAGAGUUAUCCGGCGUGAAAAACAUUUCGGAUAUUCACAGAGACAAGAUUGAUAACAUUACCAUCCCAUCAAAGCAGGGCAAGGGACAGUUGCACAGAAUUGAAGAGGUGUUUGACUGUUGGUUCGAAUCAGGUUCUAUGCCAUAUGCCUCGAAGCACUAUCCCUUUGAAAACAAGGAGAACUUCCGCGACUCAUUCCCAGCUGACUUUAUUUCCGAAGGUUUGGACCAGACCAGAGGCUGGUUCUACACUUUGACUGUUUUGGGUACUCAUCUAUUUGGUACUGCUCCUUACAAGAACGUUAUUGUUGAUGGUAUUGUUCUCGCUGCUGAUGGUAAGAAGAUGUCCAAGAGAUUAAAAAAUUAUCCAGAUCCAAACAUUAUUUUGAACAAGUAUGGUGCGGAUGCCCUUAGAUUGUACUUGAUCAACUCUCCCGUUUUGCGUGCAGAGACACUUAAAUUCAAGGAGUCUGGUGUUAAGGAAGUUGUUUCUAAGGUUCUUCUUCCAUGGUGGAACUCAUACAAAUUCCUUGAAGGGCAGAUUGCACUAUUCAAGAAGACAAAUGGCAUUGACUUCAUGUUUGACCCAGAAUUGCGUUCUAAGAACGUUAUGGACAAGUGGAUUCUUGCAUCCAUUCAGUCUUUGAUUAAGUUCAUUCACCAGGAGAUGACUGGCUACAGAUUGUACACUGUUGUGCCGAAAUUGUUGGAUUUAAUCGACCAGUUGACCAACUGGUACAUCAGAUUCAACAGACAGAGAUUAAAGGGUGAAAAUGGUGUUGAUGAUGCUCGUCAUGCAUUAAACACUUUGACAGAAGCAUUAUUCACCCUCGUGAGGGCAAUGGCACCAUUCACUCCAUUUUUGUCAGAUAACAUUUACCGUAGAUUAAAGGUUCUAUUUAAGCCAGAAACCUUGAAGAACUAUCAGCUUGGUGAUGAUGACCGCUCAGUCCACUUCCUUUACUAUCCUCAAGUUGAUGAAUCAUUGUUUGACGAUGAUAUUGAGAGGGCAGUUGGUCGGAUGCAAACCAUCAUUGAAUUAGGAAGAACCAUCAGAGAAAAGAAGAUGAUUUCUUUGAAAACUCCUUUGAAGACAAUGGUUGUUCUUCACAGCGACCCACAAUUCUUGUCUGACAUUGAAUCAUUGAAGAAGUACAUCAUCAGUGAAUUGAACGUGCGUGAAUUGAUCAUUACAUCUGAUGAGGAUAAAUAUGGCGUUGAGUACCGUGCUGUUGCUGACUGGCCUGUUCUUGGAAAGAAGUUGAAGAGAGAUGUCAAGAAGGUUAAAAAUGCACUUCCAGGCUUGACCUCACAAUCUGUCAAGGACUACUUGAAAGAAGGUAAAAUUAAUGUUGCUGGCAUUGAUCUUGUUGAGGGCGAUUUGCAUGUUUUACGUGGAUUACCAGAAACUGCCGUUUCUGGAGGCCAUGAAGCUCGCUCUCAGGGAGACAUACUUGUUAUUCUAGACACAAACUUGUAUCCUGAGUUACAGGCUGAAGGUAUUGCCAGAGAGCUUGUUAACAGAAUCCAGAAGUUGAGAAAGAAGGCUGGAUUGAAACAAACUGAUGAUGUGUUGAUUCAAUACAACCUUAAGAAAGACACUCUUGAUUUGGAGGAUGCUAUUGAAAAGCACUCAGAUAUGCUCUUGAAGUGUUCAGGACAUCCAUUACGGAAAUAUGAUGAAGUUGCGGAUGCUUCCAAGAUCAUUGCUGAGGAGGAUGCUCAGAUCAAUGAUACGACCAUUGCUUUACGUCUAUUGAAAUUAUGA
Brettanomyces bruxellensis is the source of this 3264-nucleotide messenger RNA. It is a transcript of the gene ILS1, whose product is annotated as isoleucine--tRNA ligase. Gene Ontology annotation, molecular function: tRNA binding; ATP binding; aminoacyl-tRNA deacylase activity. Gene Ontology annotation, biological process: isoleucyl-tRNA aminoacylation. NCBI's taxonomy places the organism in Eukaryota, Fungi, Ascomycota, Pichiomycetes, Pichiales, Pichiaceae. The transcript has a single exon. The coding region runs from base 1 to 3264 and encodes 1087 amino acids. The record is from RefSeq and is a predicted model, not a curated record.